Entrophospora candida is the source of this 1332-nucleotide messenger RNA. The record is from the annotation of a GenBank genome assembly. Lineage: Eukaryota; Fungi; Glomeromycota; Glomeromycetes; Entrophosporales; Entrophosporaceae.
AUGACUCAAGAAGUUAAUAAUAAAUCAAAUAAUGUAAAACGUGAAUUAGAGACUCAAAAUGCCGAUACUUUUAUCGAUAGAGAGCCAGACUCUAAAAAAAUUCGCCUUCAAGGAAACCAAAAUCGUAAUAACUCAAGUGAUCUUUACUUGGAUACUGUGGUAUGUUCAGUAUCUUUGUCAAAUCUAAACGUUUAUGCUUGUUUAGUAUGUGGCAAGUAUUUUCAAGGACGAGGUCGUAAUUCACAUGCUUAUUUUCAUAGUUUACAUGAAGAUCACCAUGUUUUUAUUAAUUUACAUACACUCAAAGUUAUUAAAGAUUCAUCAUUAGAUGAUAUCAAGUAUGUUUUACAUCCGACAUUUACAAAAGAACAGGUUGCACAAUUGGAUCAAAAUACUAAACAUUCAUAUGAUUUAAAUAAUAAAAAAUAUUUACCUGGUUUUGUCGGAUUGAAUAAUGUAAAAGCCAAUGAUUAUGUUAAUGUAAUAAUACAAGCAUUGGCACAUAUUCCCCCACUUAGAGAUUACUUUAUGUUACAAAACUUUGAAAAUAAAUCUCAACUAGUUCAAAGAUUUAGUACACUUGUCAAAAAAAUAUGGAAUCCAAGAGCAUUUAAAGGACAAGUUAGUCCUCAUGAAUUAUUACAAGAAAUCUCAAAUGCAAGUAAUAAACGGUUCAAACUUGCAGAACAAGCAGAUCCUCUUGAUUUUCUAUCUUGGUUUCUUAAUACAUUGCAUAAAGAUUUAUGUGGUACCAAGAAAUCAGAUUCAAGUAUAAUAUAUAAAAUAUUUCAAGGAGAAGUAAAGGUAGAAUCUCAAUCCAUAAUUACAAAAGAUAAUACUGAUGAAAAGGAUCGUCAAUUGUUUGAUGUUGAUAGAGAAAUAUCUUUAAAAAGGACACAAUUUUUGUUUUUAACGUUGGAUUUACCACCACCACCUUUAUUUCAGGAUGAAGUCGAGAAAAAUAUCAUCCCUCAAGUUGCAUUAUCAACAAUACUUCAAAAGUAUGACGGUAGAACAACUCUGGAAUCAGCAGGUGCUUUAAAAAGAUUCCAAUUGAUUAGUUUACCCAACUACUUAAUUUUCCAUAUUAAACGUUUCACAAAAAAUAAUUGGGAUCUUGAGAAAAAUCCCACGAUUGUAAACUUUCCGAUUAAAAACAUUGAUAUGAAAGAUUCAAAUAUAUGUCAUGAAGGUAAAGCAGGUAAAAGUAAUGGAAUUUAUAAAGUACAUGUUCAACAUCGUGGUAAAGAACAAUGGUACCAAAUUCAAGAUUUGAUUGUGGAAGAGAUUAAUGCACAAAUGAUUUUUUUGUCUGAAAGUUACAUUCAGUAG